AUGGCCUUAGCUUUGCAAAGACGUGCUAAUGUGCGACUGCCUCCUGAAGUAAACAGAAUACUUUAUGUAAGAAAUUUGCCAUACAAAAUAUCUGCAGAAGAAAUGUACGAUAUAUUUGGAAAAUAUGGUGCCAUUAGACAAAUUCGUGUUGGAAAUACACCUGAAACAAGAGGGACUGCUUUUGUGGUGUACGAAGAUAUAUUUGAUGCUAAAAAUGCGUGUGAUCAUUUGUCUGGUUUUAAUGUCUGCAAUAGGUAUUUAGUGGUAUUGUAUUAUAGAUCAAAUAAAGCCUUCAAAGGUAUGGAUAUAGAAAAGAAACAAGAAGAAUUAGAUACAUUGAAAAAGAAAUAUGGUAUUUCAACAGAAGAACUUCGUAAAUAG
Parnassius mnemosyne (clouded apollo) is the source of this 381-nucleotide messenger RNA. The record is from the annotation of a GenBank genome assembly. NCBI's taxonomy places the organism in Eukaryota, Metazoa, Arthropoda, Insecta, Lepidoptera, Papilionidae.